Phaeodactylum tricornutum CCAP 1055/1 is the source of this 2358-nucleotide messenger RNA. RefSeq lists its product with no specific name. Gene Ontology annotation, biological process: lipid metabolic process. The transcript has a single exon. Bases 150 to 2276 code for a protein of 708 amino acids. NCBI's taxonomy places the organism in Eukaryota, Bacillariophyta, Bacillariophyceae, Surirellales, Neidiaceae. The record is from RefSeq and is a predicted model, not a curated record. Gene Ontology annotation, molecular function: phosphoric diester hydrolase activity.
CGACGCAUUAUUCGUUCCAAAAUAAGUUGUCCGCAAGGCAAUUGGUGCUUCCGUUUCGUCCAUUCCAUCCACUCAUACCUUUCUUCUGUGUUGCUAACGCAUCACACGUUGCUGAUUCGGUAUCACCCGACGGAGUUCCGUUAGAUACGAUGGAAUGGCCCUACUGGACCUCCGCAUCGCCACAAAAACCUUACCCCUCCUCGUUUCCACCGUCCCGCGACCUGCCGCCGCCUCCGUCCGACUUUCCCAACGAUCAGGAACAAUCCAGUAGCGGUGGAGAUGAUGCUAUUGAAGGAACGUGGCUUAACAUCCGCCGCUUGAGCAACGUAUCAGAAGAUGACGAGGACGACUGGUCGGAAGGUCCCCCGGCCAGCGGAUACGGAACGGACGCCUACGACGACGGCUCUCGCAAGCAAUCGCUCCGGCGAUGCGGGUUUCGCUGCUCGCGAUACCGACUCGCACUAGCAACCCUGAUUGUACUCGCCAUUGCUGCUGGCGGUGUCUUUAUUGGCGCCAUUGUCACCAAACGAAAAGACGACGGACCCGCCGCAACGAGUGUCGAGACGAAUCCGAAUACCCCGACCACGGCGCCCACCGUGCGAGUUACGUCGUCGCCCUCCGUCACCAACAGCGGCAACGGCAAUAGUACUACUGCUGGUGCAUUGCAAGCCACUGUACAACUCUCACUGGACAGUGUGGAACAACUCCUCUCCGACGAAGGGAAGGAAUUUAUGGGACUUGCCACCCUGGAAUUCUUACGAGCGUCGAACGCUCUCAACGACGACGCCAACACGACGCUACAGCCGGUGUCCUACCGUUCCGUUACUGUAACGGACCAAGCAUUGAUCACGGGCACCGCCACCGCCGCCGCUAUUGAAGGACCCGUCCGUACUCGUGGACAACAACGACAGUUGCAAAGGCCUACCAGUCUUCGUGUCGAGCUCUCGGUACAGGGUGUAGCAGCGUUAGCCGACAAUACAACAAACCUCUCCGAUGGGGCCUUCGGGUCGCAAAUCGCCACCGCUAUCGCUACCAACCCAGAAGUUUAUCGAUCCGUGUUACAGGCGGAUGGCAACGAAGUGUUUCAAAAUCUGACGACCAUUGGAGUGCGCGUUGCGGAAGACACCCUCGCUGCUGCCGUACCCAGUUCAUCGCCUAUGAGUGCUUCGGAAUCACCUUCGAUUCUGGCCAGCAGCAAUAGUCCCACGGUAACGUUAUCUGCGGUACCCACAAACUCUGUUAGCACGUCCCCCACACUUGUUCCGGAACCCAGUGCUUCGCCGAGCACUUUGCCUAGCGUUGCUGUAGCUGCUUCUACGCCGCCGAGUUUACUGCCUGUGACAGUAGCUCCGACCAACCUAGUCGUGACAGUGUCCCCCACGGCCAUUCCGCAAGCCCUCCCUGCUUCCCCGACAGCAUCUCCUUCCAUACCCGGAACCACGGCAGGCACUCCGCGGGUGUGCAACGGCGUGGCCGGACUUUGUGACGUUCGCGUUAACGAUGCCGUCUUUGGGAUGGUCCACAACGCCAUGUCGACGCAACCCGACAAUUUUCUGUCCUUCAACCACGAAGACACCCUCGAAGACGCCCUGACGGCUGGUUUUCGAGGGAUCAAUGUGGACGUAGGAAUAUGCGAUGGACAAAUUGUGCUUUUUCACGCGUUUUGCUUUCUGGGAACGCGAGACGUGGUCGACACCUUUUCGAAUAUUCAUAAUUUCUUGACGCAAAAUCCCAACGAAGUACUGAUUGUGUCGUUGCAAAUUGAAUUAGUGGAUCUACAGCAGUUGGCGAAUCUUUUGGGAGGCGUUCCAGGCUUGACGGAUCGAUUCUACGACCACGCUUUGGGAGCGGACUGGCCCACCCUAGGCGAACUGAUCGACGCCGGCACGAAUAUUGUUCUGUUUCAUUACAACGGCCCAAGCUGCGAUCAAGUAGUCUGUCCACCAGCCUUUUUGGAUUACUUUCGGUUCGUAGUCGAGACGGAAUUUAAUUUUCAAAGCUUAGCCGAGAUCCGAGACCAGUUCAACUCGUGCGCACUGGAUCGGGGCAGCUCGGGCUUUCGGAAUUUCUACGGCGUCAACGUGUUCAUCACGUUACCCAAUGCCGCCGCGGCGGACGUUCUCAACACGGUAGGCUUUUUGAAUCCGCACAUAUCGGCGUGCGAGGCCCAAACGUCCAACCAGGUUAAUCUGGUUUUGGUAGACUUUUGGAAACGUGGGAAUGUGUUGGAUUACGUGCGAUUACGGAAUUUGCAACGCGUUGCCGUCCUAAACUAGUCUGGGACAACACCAGCCUAACCUGCUCACGUGUGUCUACCUAAUUGUGUAAAUAAAAACGGAAACGUACUUUUUUGAAUUC